UGUCUCUUCCUCGCUCCCUCUCUUUCUCUCCUCCCUCUGCCUUGCCGGUGCAUAAAGUCGCCUUCGCUCCCGGAACUUGUUGGCAAUGCAUUUUUUUCAGGUUUCCCCCGCGUUCUCAAAACUAACUAUUUAAAGGUCUGCGGCCGCAAAUGGUUUGACUAAACGUAGGAUGGGACUUAAGUUGAACGGCAGAUACAUUUCACUGAUCCUCGCGGUGCAAAUAGCGUACCUGGUGCAGGCCGUGAGAGCUGCGGGCAAGUGCGAUGCGGUCUUUAAGGGCUUUUCCGACUGUUUGCUCAAGCUGGGCGACAGCAUGGCCAACUACCCGCAGGGCCUGGAUGACAAGACGAACAUCAAGACCGUGUGCACAUACUGGGAGGAUUUCCACAGCUGUACGGUCACAGCCCUCACGGAUUGCCAGGAAGGGGCGAAAGAUCUGUGGGAUAAACUGAGGAAAGAAUCCAAAAACCUCAACAUCCAAGGCAGCUUAUUCGAACUCUGCGGCAGCGGCAACGGCGCGGCGGGGCCACUGCUCCCGGCGCUCCCGGUGCUGCUGGUGUCCCUCUGGGCAGCUUUGGUGACCUGGCUCCCCUUCUGAGCGCAGGGCCAGCUCCCCCGCGCGCCCACCCACACUCACUCCAUGCUCCCGGAAACCGAGAGGAAGAUCCAUUCGUUCUUUGGGGACGUUGUGAUUCUGUGAUGCUGAAAACACUCAUGUAGGAUUGUGGGAAAUCCUGGUUCUUUUUUUUUUUUUUUUAAUUUCGUUCGAGUUCUCGUGUUUUCUUUGCCAAAUGUUACCAAUCAGUGAGCGAGCAAGCACAGCCCAAUCGGACCUCAGCUUUAGUCCGUCUUCACACAAAAAUAAGAAAACGGCAACCCACUCCCAUUUUUAAAUUUUAUUUUUUUUUUUUUUGGCAAAAGUAUCUCAGGAACGGCCCUGGGCCACCUACUAUAUUCUCAUGUUAGUAACAUGAAGCAUGAUGGGCUCCUCCUAACAGGAAUGCGUGGAGAGGAGAAGGCCAGGAGAAGGAAUCCCAGAGCGAUGUCCACGUGCAAAGCACACGGUGACCAGUUCACACUCGCCUCUUUCUGCCAGUCUCUUGUUUUGAUCAUUUCCACUGCACAUUUCUCCUCCAGAAAAGCGACAGGCCAGGAGGUGGCUAGGAGGGAGAGAGGGAACACGCGGAGGGAGUCGUUGGUGUCCAGUGGAGGCUGUCACAAGUGCUGCUUACGGCCACUGAAGGGUUAGCUUUACUUAACUUGCCGCAUCUUUCCAGUCCUCUGCCUUUGCGUUCCCUCCUCUCUUGUUUUAGCUGUUACUCAUACAGUAAUACCUGAAUAUCCAAUGGCGUAGAUCACAAGGGGGGGAUGUUACAUGUUAACCUAAAAUAUAGUUAAAAAAGAUUUUGACAUAAAAGAGCCUUGAUUUUAAAAACAAAGAGAGAUGUAAUUUAAAAAGUUUAUUAUAAAUUAAAUCCAGCAAAAAAAAAAGAUUUGCUACAAAGUAUAGAGAAGUAUAAAAUAAAAGUUAUUGUUUGAA
Molecule: messenger RNA, 1540 nt
Organism: Lepus europaeus (European hare)
Lineage: Eukaryota; Metazoa; Chordata; Mammalia; Lagomorpha; Leporidae
Gene: NRN1
Product: neuritin 1
Exons: 3
Coding region: 170-598 (142 amino acids)
Biological process (GO): nervous system development; neuron projection extension
Cellular component (GO): plasma membrane
Source: RefSeq, a predicted model, not a curated record